Messenger RNA from Daldinia loculata, 1818 nucleotides. RefSeq names its product radical SAM enzyme. Lineage: Eukaryota; Fungi; Ascomycota; Sordariomycetes; Xylariales; Hypoxylaceae. Gene Ontology annotation, molecular function: catalytic activity; 4 iron, 4 sulfur cluster binding. The transcript has a single exon. The record is from RefSeq and is a predicted model, not a curated record. Bases 160 to 1206 code for a protein of 348 amino acids.
GGUAGGUUAAUUAAUUUGACACGUCAACAGAGAUCACAGACUUCCCCACUUUCCAUCCCGUACUAAAGAACCCGAAUUCAAUAACACCUACAUUAUUUGGGAGUUUUUCUGCAGAAUCUGCUGUAUAGGAAUAGGUAGUCGAGGUCUACCUUGGCAGUCAUGGCUCUUCUGACGAAUGUAUCGGCUGCCUUAUGCCUCUUUAUCAUUGUCUACUACGUCGUUUCCACGUCUGUCGUAAUUAAGAAACGCUUUAAACUGAAGGCCAUCGACAAGCCACCUAAGGACCUAUCAGCAGAACCAGACGCUCCUGUUUCCGUGAACUACUUCCCAUCUCGGAAAUGCAACUAUACAUGCGGCUUCUGUUUCCACACUGACACCUCUUCUUACGUCCUUCCUAUCGAUGAGGCGAAACGUGGUCUACGGCUGUUAAAAGAGGCCGGCAUGCGCAAGCUCAACAUUGCGGGCGGAGAACCCUUUCUUUACCCUCGUCUCCUCACCGAACUACUCUGCUAUUGCAAGGAAGAGCUAAACGUCGAGAGCAUUAGCAUCGUGAGCAACGGCAGCAAGAUCAGGGAAAAUUGGUUGCGAGAAAAUUGUCAGUGGUUAGAUAUUCUAGCCGUGUCGUGCGACUCGUUUAAUCCGGAGACGAAUAAAAAGAUUGGGCGUGGUGACGAUGGAGGAAAUGCGGUUCGGCUGUUUCGUAUUGCGGAGUGGUGCAGAAAAUAUGGAAUCAAAUUCAAGUUAAAUACCGUCGUUAACAUACACAACUGGGACGAAGACAUGGUAGCCAAUAUCGAACAACUGGCACCAUUCCGAUGGAAAGUAUUCCAGUGUCUCAUCGUAGCUGGAGAGAACGAUGACGAGACAAGAAAGCGAGACGCGAGGGGCUUCUUGGUGACUGAUGAGCAAUGGCAAACGUUCUGCAACCGGCAUAAGCAUAUUCCAUGCUAUGUUCCGGAGGAUAAUAACUCUAUGGCGAGCAGCUACCUGCUUCUAGAUGAGUACAUGUGCUUCCUAGACAAGGGCGAGGGUAUGAUAACGAAGAGCGAGUCGAUUCUGCAAGUCGGCGUUAAGGAAGCCAUGAAACAAAUUGUUUGGGAUAAGAAAUCUUUUGUUGAACGAGGUGGUAUUUACGAUUGGGACAGAUCUGAUAUGUUGCAGAGUGCUUGUGAAGGUGGUGGUAACAAGAAAGAUCUGGAAUGGUGAUCAGGCAUAUCAUCACAAGGCCUUCGCAUAAUGAUCGGUUAACCUGAGAAAUAACCCCCGUCGCGGUUGUUUCUAAUUUUGGUAAAAAGCAGGUUUACCCGGGGUAUCGAAACACGAGCCUUCUAAGCUACGCCUGUAGCUUCAUACCAUGGUGGGAUGUAGGCAUAUUUGUUGGCAGGGGGUAGAGACGAGAUAAUUUGAAAGAUGAUUUCGAUGGGCAAGUGUAUCGGUAUUUUCUCAAUCUCGUCCAUCUUGAGUUUCUAAUAAUGUGGGACUGAUCAGGGAAAUCUGUUUUUUAAUAUUGGUAUACUUGUCAAGUCAGCAAAUACAGCAGUUCCUCUUGUGUUUUCUUAGAGGUAGCAUCUUUGGCGAUGCUUCGGGAAAUGUUAUUAUUAGCUAAUAAGCGCCUCCCUUAUAAAAAUAUACUAGAGCAGUUGCAUUUAAAUAUGUUCCUGUGCGAUUCCUUCAUAAUAUGAAUCCACUAAUAGGGAGGUUCGCUUUGGAGUAGAUACAUAAAACUCAACCAAUAGAUCACCUCCAUCCCUCUAAAAGGGAUACAGAUAUAUACUAGGUACGGAACAUAGCUGACAAAAUAAUUCGAAUAAUUGGUUC